GAAUGAAAUGUUACUACGAAGUGUUAGGAAUAGAGCGCAACUCAACCCCUGAUCAGAUAAAGAAAGGGCACAGGAAGCUAGCGCUUAAAUGGCACCCUGACAAAAACAAGGACAAUGAAGAAGAAGCGCACAAGGUAUACCAGGUAAUACAGGAGGCGUACGAUUGUUUGAGUGACCCCCAGGAGAAGGCAUUUUAUGAUAAACACCGGGAACAGAUACUGAGGGGAGGGUCAGAUCACAAAGAUGAGCAGAUUAAUGUUAUGGGUUUCUACGGUUCGUCUUGUUACAAUGGCUUUACUGAUGAACCAGAUGGCUUUUACAAUGUUUACAACGACCUCUUUGUUCAAAUAAGCCAAGAAGAUCAGAGGUACGUGGAGGCAUCAGACUGGGAGGAUCCCCCAAACUUUGGUUCAUCAGAUACUGAGUUUGAGGACGUGAGGCAAUUCUACGGAUGGUGGCAGAGUUACUGUACCAAGAGAAAUUACAUGUGGUUAGACGAUCUCUACGAUAUACGACAGGCAGAUGGAAGGCGUAUAUUACGUGCUAUGGAAAAAGAGAACAAAAAGUUUGUCGACGAGGCUAAAAAGGAGUACAACGAAUCAGUGAGAAGUUUAGUAUCGCACAUUAAGAAGAAAGAUCCAAGGUGUUUGGCGCAGAAAGAAAAACAGAGGGUUUUAGAAGAAGAGAGAUUGGUUGCCGAGAAAAAGAGGAAAGAAGAUCAGAGACGAAAACGUGCAGAAGAAAUAGAAAGACUGAAAGAACAGGAAAAAGACAGUAUUGCUGAACAUGAGCAGCAAUUGGAUGGGUUAUUGAACGAGUUUUCAGACAGCGAGACGGAAGAGGACCCGUUUUAUUGUCCGCUGUGCAAAAAGCUUUUCAAAUCAGAUAAAAUGAUGAAACAACACGAGAAGUCUAAAAAGCACAAGGAAAAACUUGCAGAAUUACAGGGAGAAUUUGCGUCUGAGUUGAAAGCUGCAGGUCUCUCCCAACCACUUGAAACGAAUGACGCCCCCACGCCGUCAACAAAGAAGAAAAAGAAGAAGAAAAACAGAAGGCAGCAGGCAUGGGAAGAAGAGGAAGAUUUGUAUGACGUUUCCGAACUUAAAGGAGAAGAAUCGGUUUCCAACGAGUUAUCAGAAGCUCUCAAAGACUGUAACUUAAAUGAGGUAGAUUUGAAGGUGGAAGAAGUGGGGAUGGAGUCUGAAGACUUGUUAGUCAAUAUCACCUCUAACGAAAAAACUUCUCCUGAAAAUAUCCCCGCUGGCGCUAACAGUAAAGAAGAUGUGCCCUCAGAAAAGACGGGCGGACCCCCGAGACCGAGUGAUUAUGCCCCUGAGGAGGAAUGGAGAGAGUACAUGAGCUAUCACUACACUAACGAAGAGACUACUGAGUGCGGUGUCCCUGUCUUAACCAGACCAAGAGGCGAAAUAGAAGAGUCGGCGUCACAAAACAUCGAGUCAGACUACACCAUAAUCAGUACAGCCCCACCUGCUCAACCUACUCCCGCCGCUGGUCCCAAGAAAGCGGCGUGUAAUAUGUGCGGUGCAGACUUUCCGAGUAAAACUAAACUUUUCAAUCACUUACAAGAAACCGGACAUUCUAUAAAGAAAGAGUUUGUUGAAAAACCGGUGGCAAAACCAACGGGGAAUAAGAAGGGAAAGAAAGGGAGAAGGAGGUGACCCAAGGAAGUCGUCUAAUCUUUUAGAUUUAUAAGAGUCUGUAACGUGUUCCUUUCAAGCAGGUUUUAAACCAGGGAGUGCUGUUUUUAGUAUAUUUGCAGGUAUAGUAGUAGUUUCACGACGAAUUUAUGUUUGUUGGUUUCAGUCCAAUUUUUCUAAGUUAAGUUGUUCACCUUUACAUAAAUUAUUCAUCUCAAUUUAUGCAAUUCAGACUUCAAUUUCAGGCACCUCUU
Molecule: messenger RNA, 1912 nt
Organism: Bolinopsis microptera
Lineage: Eukaryota; Metazoa; Ctenophora; Tentaculata; Lobata; Bolinopsidae
Product: dnaJ homolog subfamily C member 21-like
Exons: 11
Coding region: 3-1679 (558 amino acids)
Cellular component (GO): cytoplasm; nucleus
Molecular function (GO): zinc ion binding; nucleic acid binding
Source: RefSeq, a predicted model, not a curated record